AUGGUUUCCAAAUCAUUCAGUACUCUCCGUCCUUUUCCCUGUGUAGGCUCCAGAUAUAAUAUGAAGAGCAUUUUAUUUGCUUUGCUUUUUACGAUUGGAAUGUGUUCAGGCGAUACCGUUCUUGGAGGCAUAGUUGAUUAUUUGCCAAAGUGCUAUGCAACACCUAACGCUAUGCUCUAUGUUGAAUAUAAUGCUGGUCACUGUUACCGAGAACGUUCAACCGCAUUCUAUCGGACUCCAUGCUCGUGUAAAAUACCAGAUUCUUCUCAGAGAGGCAAGCUUAAGGGCGAUAAAUGGGGAAAAUGUAUCUGGCACUUGAAGGUAGACGAGUACAACGCCCGCGCCAAUACUACAACAGCUGACAUCAUACCCGAUAACAAAGCAAACAACGCACAUAACAUACCUGAUCUCGACCUACUCUAUUCCCGUUACCACGGUGGGCAAUUGCUGGGUUCUGGUAAUUACCCAGUCGUCCAAGGAAUCUCUUUAACCAACAAAGCGACUCGAUAUAUUGGUAUCAGUAUGUGGAAAGGUAUUAAGAUGAUUCGCCUCCACUAUCUAAAGACUGGUCAAAGAAGCGGAUGGUCUCAAGGUGUUCAGCUACGGAUCACGGAUGAUUUCAAAAAACAUCUAUCUAAAAGAGAUUUCGAUACACACUGCUUCUUCAUCACGGGACUUAUUCCAUUCGAAAGAAGAGGUGCAAAGCAGCAUUUUAUAAACUGUAUGAAGAUACAAAAAUCAUCAAGGGAAGUAGUGAAGGAGACUGCCAUCUAUGAAGGGACUAAUCAGAUAGCUGAAGUCAUCAAUUGUGAACAAGGAACUAAUUUGCAAAAUAUCGAUACAACUCCUAAAGAUCUAUUGGUUGAAGGUCUGAAACACAUAGCAAGUUUAGGUAUGUCUUUCAUCCCUGUGGUUGGCCCAUUUUUAUCUAUUGGGCUAGAUGUUACAUACAACAUGAUCACUGAUAAAAGUAAAUUUGAUGAGAUUAUGAAAAGUGCACAAGUAUCUGCAGGAGAAGAAUUGUUUAAACUUCUAACAAAUGUGGCUAGUAAAAGUAUCACAAGAUGA
This is a messenger RNA of Halteromyces radiatus, 1068 nucleotides long. RefSeq lists its product as uncharacterized. The record is from RefSeq and is a predicted model, not a curated record. The transcript has 2 exons. Bases 1 to 1068 code for a protein of 355 amino acids. Lineage: Eukaryota; Fungi; Mucoromycota; Mucoromycetes; Mucorales; Cunninghamellaceae.